Molecule: messenger RNA, 1012 nt
Organism: Neocloeon triangulifer
Lineage: Eukaryota; Metazoa; Arthropoda; Insecta; Ephemeroptera; Baetidae
Exons: 4
Coding region: 205-798 (197 amino acids)
Source: RefSeq, a predicted model, not a curated record
UCUUUUUCAUAAAUAUUUACACUCCAUUUACUGGCGCUAAAUCAAAAUAAUUGAUACGUGGGUCUGUUACUAUAUUAUUUCAAUAAAUAUAGCGCUGAUAAUAUCUUAAACGCAAGACAGAAACAGAUUUAUCAAAGUUGAGAGAUCAUAAAAAAAUCCGGUCUGUACGCAGAUUUGAUUAGCGGUAGGCUCGAGUCAAGAGAAAUGACAGGCGCCCUGGCUUCUUUUGGUUGCGGCGUCGGCGUUUUGAAUGCCCAAGGGAAGGAGACUUUCAGCACCUUGCUUCUUCCUCUGCGGCUCGCAACACCUGCAGUUCUUCUGUUCGAGGCUGCGGAGAGAAUGUCAGCGUUUUGUUUGUUGUUGCUGUGUGUCCUCGUUUCCGCUGCUCCAGCUGUCAAGUGCGCGUUCGAAGAGAACCAAGAUGAGUUGCAGGACUACGAGAUGGAGGACGUUGUCGGUUUUGCCUCUAUUGAUGUCGAUUCCAAUUUGGACGAAUCCGAAAAUGAAUUUUUGCCAGUCAACCCCAUGAUAAUUUUGCCUUUGCCCCUUCCACGCGUUGCCAAGAAGGCGCUGACAGCCCUGGCGCGUUGGAGGCCGUUUGGCUCAUAUGUGGAGGCGGCGGCCUCUGCAGUGGCCGCCAGUGUGGCCGGUCCUGAGAAACUCGACUUCAUCACCGCCGAGCCGAGAGCCAGAAACCGAUUCGGAAGGGAAGGCUUGGGUGGACGUCAGAGGGGCAGGUUUCAGCCUCUCAGGUUUGGUCGCCGCAAACGCACAAACGUACGUCAUCGUCAGGAUUGAAUUUUCAACGCUUUGUGCAGCUUCUAUUGAAUAAAAAUGGCAGAGCUUGUUUUUCCCUUCAACCCAUAUAAUACUGCUGAAUUAAAUGCAUUUCUAAAUAUAUAUUUGGUAAAACGGUUUUGGAUUUUUCUGAACAGGAAAAUAGCACACAUAUUAACAGAACAAUAUAAUUUGGCAAUUAAUUUGAUAUUAAAUUUUGAUUGUAUUUUUAAUU